AUGGCUAAGGAUAUGGUGGUUUGCGACGGGGUGAGGCAUUUGGGGUUGGCUGUGGGGUGUGAUGGCUCUAUUUCAUAUAUGGGUUCGGGUUUGCAGAGAUGGAUUGUACGAUGGGGUUCGGUGGUUUGCAGAGAUGGGUUGUGCGAUGGCUUGAUAUCAGAUGGGGUGGUGUUUGAUUUCAGAUGGGGUGUGUUUGAAAGGGAAUGGGGUUUUUAA
Messenger RNA from Prunus armeniaca (apricot), 216 nucleotides. The record is from the annotation of a GenBank genome assembly. NCBI's taxonomy places the organism in Eukaryota, Viridiplantae, Streptophyta, Magnoliopsida, Rosales, Rosaceae.